AUGGCUUCCAAAAGGAGACUCAGAUCUCAGAAGGAAAAGAUUGCCGAUGGAAACCAAAACAUAUGUCAGCCAGAAACAUACGUCCGACGGCUCUCAAAACGAAUGAAAAAAUCACAAACUGAAAGUGACCCAGAAAAGAAUAUCCUAACAGAAACUGGUCUUGACCAGAUGGAAAACACACUUUCAAGUUCAGAUAAGAAUAUUGAUGAUGAGGAUACAUGCACAUUAAAGAGACAGUUAAAUGAAAAAGGGAAACAUCCAUGGUUUGAUUUCAAACCUAGACAACAUCCUCUGCAGAUUCCAGUGUUUACACCAGUCGCAAGCAGGAGCCAGAACAUUGUCCAUUGUCUUCAACAAUACACCUGGGGAAAUAGGUGCAACUCAGCAUUGGCUCAUAGCUUAUCAAGGCCAGUGGUUAGUCAAAUUUCGGACAUGCAGCUGUGUCGGACAGCCAGCCCUUUUGACAGACGUGUAACUGCCAUAGAUUGGCACCCUAGUAAACCACAUGUUGCAGCCGUGGGAUCGAAAGGGGGAGACAUAAUGCUUUGGGACACUCAACAAAUAAAUAAUGAGAAAUUUGUUCAAGGGAUUGGACCAGGAGGAAUAAUCAACGCAUUAAAAUUCUGGCCUUAUGACUAUGAUAAAGUGGUAACAGCUGCUGUAGAUGGGCGUGUCACGGUGCAUGACUUUGAAGGUCGCCAGUCAAAGGUGAUAGCAGAUACUUUGGAUGCUCAUAGUAACUGGUACUGCAGUGUUGACAUCCAUAGAGAGAGGAAGUUAGUUGUAGCAGGCGACAAUUUGGGCAAGGUUCAAAUGUUGUCUAACGAAGGACAAAAGGUGUUUGAAUUCAGACUUCACAAAAGUAAGGUGACCAAUAUAGAAAUAUCACCAAGGGAGGAAUGGCUCUUAUGUACUGCCUCUACUGACCAAACAGUCAUGUUCUGGGAUAUUCGUAUGAUGGCCAACAGGAAAAGUGUUCUGCACAUGCUCAAGCAUGAUCGACCUGUUAACUCUGCCCAUUUCAGUAGGACAGAUGGCUGCAGACUAUUGACCACAGACCAACACAACCAAGUACGAGUGUACCGUGCUCCAGCCUGGAUACUGGAGAGAACUAUCCUUCACCCACACCGAUUCUUCCAACAUAUCACCCCAAUUAAGGCAACAUGGCACCCUUUGCAAGAUCUGGCAGUGAUAGGACGAUAUCCGGACCCAAAUUUUCCUGGGUACCACUCUGGAGAGCUGAGGACCAUUGAUGUGGUCGAUGCUAACACUGGAAACACUGUGUCAAGUCUACACAACCCCAGUGCACCAGGAAUUGUCUGUGUAAAUAAAUUCAACAAUGAUGGAAAUUUAUUGGCCUCAGGAAUGGGUUUGCAUGUUCUACUGUGGAUGAAGAAGGAAGAUGUAUCUAAUGUACAGGAAGGUUUGAUGACAUCGCUCAAAGGUCUUGGUCACCAGGGGUCAAAUUCAACAAGGGACAACGGUUCAUCACGGCAGAGAAGAAACAAAACGGAUGAGAAAAAACUGAAAACUUUACAAGGAUCAAAAACUAACACAAAAGAUGUGAAACUGAAAUUGAAAAGCAAGAAAGAUAAAUUAUGA
Messenger RNA from Ylistrum balloti, 1602 nucleotides. Its product is annotated as DNA damage-binding protein 2-like. Gene Ontology annotation, biological process: response to UV; DNA repair. Gene Ontology annotation, cellular component: Cul4-RING E3 ubiquitin ligase complex; nucleus. NCBI's taxonomy places the organism in Eukaryota, Metazoa, Mollusca, Bivalvia, Pectinida, Pectinidae. Bases 1 to 1602 code for a protein of 533 amino acids. The record is from RefSeq and is a predicted model, not a curated record. Gene Ontology annotation, molecular function: damaged DNA binding; protein binding. The transcript is spliced from 9 exons.